Molecule: messenger RNA, 3519 nt
Organism: Electrophorus electricus (electric eel)
Lineage: Eukaryota; Metazoa; Chordata; Actinopteri; Gymnotiformes; Gymnotidae
Gene: slc61a1
Product: solute carrier family 61 member 1
Biological process (GO): molybdate ion transport
Cellular component (GO): membrane
Molecular function (GO): molybdate ion transmembrane transporter activity
Source: RefSeq, a predicted model, not a curated record
GCCGGAAGCCCAGCCGGACUUGGCUGUGGACGUAAACCGAGCACAAUGAUUCUGAACCGGGUUACGUUAGCAUGGAGGAAGUCUCAAGUUGCUCUCAAGGAGCACUGCAGACCAGUUUAGAUAUCGGGGGACAUCCGCGAGCAGGCAGCUUGUUUUGUAGCCAACGACAGCUAGACACCAGUAGGUUAGCUGGCGGGCUAACAGCUAGCCGUCGUGUCAACCUGGCCACUUCUAUUAUAGCCAGGGUUGAGAUUGAGGAUUGAAUCAUUUGUAGUCAUUUGAGUGACAUCUGUGUUAAGGUGACGGAUAAGUGAGUUUUGUUUUUUUUUGUUUGUUUUUUUGUCCAUGUCUCUCGUCUCUGUUUUUGUGGUAUUUUUAGGUGUGCUUAUUUGACUUGUGAUUGUCAACAAAUCUUUUAUUACUAGUCUGUUUUAUAAUGUUUGACACGUUUGUCGUAGUCCCUUUACCACAUUACUCGCGAUGAAGUGAGUGCCGAGCACCUGAAGCAGGACCUGUGAGGCGCGAGGUGUCCUGUCCCUCGUUACAGAGGUGCGCGAGGGCCGGUCGCGUCCUGCCAUGCUCGUGACCGCUUACCUGGCGUUUGUUGCCCUGUCGGUGCUGUGCGUGGGGUUGGAGCUCGCCGCACGCCGCCUCGCUACGCCGCAGGCCACGCAAACUACCGCCGCCAACCCCGCGUUCCGCCGCUUCCAGAGGCUCUUCCUAAAGACCUACCUGCUGGCGCUGUGGGCUGACUGGCUGCAGGGUCCGUACCUGUACAAGCUUUACCGCCAUUAUAGCUUCCUGGAGUCGCAGAUUGCCAUCCUGUAUGUGUGCGGCCUGGCCUCCUGCGUGCUGUUUGCUCCCGUGGCUGGUUGGUUGUCGCAGGCUCUGGGCCGGAGGCAGACGUGCCUGCUCUUCUGCCUGGCCUACUCCGUGUGCUGCCUCACCAAGCUAUCGCAGGACUAUUUCGUGCUCAUCCUGGGCCGCGUGCUCGGUGGCCUCUCCACUUCCCUGCUGACCACCGCCUUCGAGGCCUGGUACGUGCAAUGCCACGUCGACAUCCACGACUUCCCCAAGGAGUGGAUCCCUGUGACCUUCGAGAAGGCGGCGGACUGGAACCAUGGGCUGGCGGUGGGUGCCGGACUUGUGGCCAACCUUUUUGCUGAGUGGUUGCAACUCGGGCCCGUGGCUCCCUUCCUGCUGGCCAUCCCCAGCCUGGCAGCGUGCGCCUGGCUGGUGUUGUCCGAGUGGAGCAGCGAAGAGAAGCGGGAAGCGGGAGACGGAGACAAGAGCGCCCCCCUGCUCGGCCUGCCGAGCGCCCCUCAGACACGCCUGUCUGCUCAGGCGCGCUUCCGUCGCAGCUGCCUGGAGGGCCUGCGCUGCCUGCUCUCGGACCGGCGCGUCCUGCUCUUGGGCGGUGUGCAGGCGCUCUUUGAGAGUGUCCUGUACAUCUUCGUCUUCCUCUGGACGCCGGUGCUGGAUCCGCACGGCCCCCCCCUGGGCAUCGUGUUCUCCUCCCUCAUGGCGGCCAGCAUGGCGGGCUCCACGCUCUUCCGGCUGGCCACCUCGACCCGCUACCGACUCCAGCCGGGCCACCUGCUCUGCCUGGCCGUGCUGCUGGCCUUCUUCUCCUUCUUCAUGCUGACGUUCUUGACGGUGCCGGGCCAGCCCAAACCGGCCGAGUCCCUGCUGGCUUUCCUGCUGCUGGAGCUGGCUUGUGGCCUCUACUUCCCCGCCGUCAGCUUCCUCCAGGGCCGCGUCAUCCCCAUGGAGCGCCGGGCAGGCGUGCUCGCCUGGUUCCGCCUGCCGCUCCACCUGCUCGCCUGCCUGGGCCUGCUCACCCUCCACGGGCAGGUGUCCGGCACGGGGGGUGGCGAGGCAGGCAGCGGCACGCGCCACAUGUUCGCCGGCUGUGCGGGCAUGAUGCUGGCCGCACUGCUGGCCGUGGUGAGUCUCUUCACUCUGGGGCGCAAUGAUGCAGACCUGAGACUAGAGGGGACUAGAGGAGAGGGCGAUAUUUAAGCACGAGGAAGACUGAACUUACCGGUGCGGCUUUGAGCACAGACGUUUUGUGUGACACAUCAGCGCUUGAACGCUGAACAAGGUUUCCAAAGUGCUGGACUGGAUGGCACUUGCCAAAGAUGUUGCUUGGGAUUGUUUGCUCGCUUCAGGGAAAGUCUGCAUUUUCGUUGCCUUUCUUACAUGGUGCAAGUCCAAUUUUGUAAUAGGAAAUAAUGGUAAAAAUAUGAAAAAAUUUAAAUAUUUAUUGAUCGUAGCUCUUUUUGAGUGGGAGAAAAAUGAACCAAUUCCCAAAGUACUUUUGAUUUCAUUUUUCACACUGGUGUUUUCUGUCCGUUGUGAUGCUAGUGAUCAGCAGACCUCCCGUUGGAGGUCUUUUCAGAUGGAAUAUUUCAAUUCUGAAACUCCUGGUUCAGAUUAGUCAGUACCUGGCUUUACCUAGUCUGAGUUCAUAUAUCAGGUUAAAGUUCAUAGGUUAGAGUACAUGUAGGACACCUACAUGUUCUGCAAUCAUCAUUAAUUAUCUUUUUUUUUCUUCUUUGGGUUCUUAAAAGAAUUCUUAAUAUAAGUUUGUAAUCAUAUAAAUGCAAAUUCUUCGAGUUUAAGGAAUAGCCAUAUGAGCCUUCUGCUGUUCAGAAUGUAUCCAGAUUCCUUUAAUGCUUUCUUGACCAUAAAAACUAAAAUCUCGUUUUCAGGCUCUUCCUGUCUGACAAUAAGAAUGUGAUUUUAGCUACUGUCAGACCUCAGCUGUCUCAACAGUGGGAGAAUUGGACACGUGUGGUUGUGUGAAAUUUUGGUGUUUGCUGUUUCUUUACCUCUAGACUUUUUUUUUGUUUGCAAACAAUUUUAAAAGCUAUUCAUGAUUAAAUAGGACGCUACAAAUGCUGCUUUUUGUUAAGCAUUUCUAUUUAUUUUAAUUGAUGGGAACUAAACCAAUUAAGGCUUAUGAACAAACAUCAUAAAAAGCACCAUAAAUAAAUCUUAUAAAAAUAAUAAAUAAAAAUAAAACAUCUGUUAUGAUCUGUAAUGGUCACAGUAAAGUUGAGUAAUUUUACACUUCUGAAGGGUUAAUUUAGAGAGUCUUGUUGGCAGAGUCACUGACCAUCAGUGAUUUAUACCAACCAAAAUGGUUCCCAGUGAAAUGCCUCAGGUGGCGGAGGCCAUGGUUACAUAAAUUAGAUUUUCUGUAUUUAUGGCUUCUAAGGUGAUCUGUGUUGUCCUAAUGUAUAGUGUAUAGUGUUACUUGGAUUUUACUUUGGCUCCUGACAGGUUUGUUUCAUGACUACUCAAUUUUCACUGUCAAAUAUACUGAAAUUUAUGUACCUUGCUGUUUUUUUUAAGGAGCAAAAGAAUGCCCCAAACAAAAUGAAACUUUGUUUCUUUGUCUUUGGUCAGACCCCAUAUAUUUAAAAAUGGCUUUUUACUAAGGAUUCUUAGUUAUUUGACGUGCUCGACCUUUUAAAAGCUAUUAAUAGGCCAAUAAAAACUUAUACAAUUUAA